Fundulus heteroclitus (mummichog) is the source of this 1888-nucleotide messenger RNA. It is a transcript of the gene ghrhrl, whose product is annotated as growth hormone releasing hormone receptor, like. Bases 68 to 1309 code for a protein of 413 amino acids. NCBI's taxonomy places the organism in Eukaryota, Metazoa, Chordata, Actinopteri, Cyprinodontiformes, Fundulidae. Gene Ontology annotation, cellular component: plasma membrane. The record is from RefSeq and is a predicted model, not a curated record. Gene Ontology annotation, biological process: positive regulation of cell population proliferation; adenylate cyclase-activating G protein-coupled receptor signaling pathway; cell surface receptor signaling pathway. The transcript is spliced from 13 exons. Gene Ontology annotation, molecular function: growth hormone-releasing hormone receptor activity; growth factor binding; peptide hormone binding.
CCUGCUGCUGGAGUGCGUCUCCCCGCUCGGAAAGCGCUGCGUUUGGACGGUUCCAGGAGCCGACAGCAUGUUCCAUCUCCACACCGCAGGGAUUUUCAUUUCUCUGUGUCUCACUCGAGCGGCUCUGUCGCUUCUGCAUCCCGAUUGUGAAUUGCUCUUUCAGCUGGAGAAAGAGGAGCGCCUCUGCCUGCAGUACAUCGCCGAGCAGGAAAACAGGAGCACGGAAGGUUGUCGGCCAUUAUGGGAUGGAGUUCUUUGCUGGCCUCAAGCUUUCGCCGGUGAAACUGUGCAGAGAGGUUGUCCUACUUUCUCUUCUCUUUUCAGAAACAACACAGGGACGGUGAGCCGAAACUGCACGAGCCGGGGCUGGUCAUGGCCUUUUCCUCCGUACUACAAUGCCUGCCACGUGGACGAUCCUACUGAGCCGGUGCAGUCCUACUUUGCCACGGUGAAGCUGAUAUACACCGUGGGUUACAGCAUCUCUCUGGGGGUGCUGGCCGUCGCUGUGUUCAUCCUGCUGAUCUUCAGGAGACUGAGAUGUGCCAGGAACUUCAUUCACAUCCAACUCUUCCUCUCGUUUAUCCUGAAAUCUGUGGCCGUGUUCAUAAAAGAUGCCAAUCUGUUCCCAAGCUUUGACACCAACCACUGCACCCUGUCCACAUUUGCCUGCAAGGCUUCUGUGGUUUUGUGCCACUACUGUAUGAUGACUAAUUUCUUUUGGCUCCUGGUGGAGGCGCUGUACCUCAAUUCCCUGCUGCUGUCCUCCUUCUACCAUAGCCGCCGCUGCCUCUGGGGCCUCAGUCUGCUGGGAUGGGGUGUGCCUGUUUUCUUUAUACUUCUGUGGAUUGGAUCCAGGGUGUACUUUGAGGACACCGAAUGCUGGGACAACACCAAGGACUCGCCGUACUGGUGGAUCAUUAAGGGACCGAUUCUUGUCUCUAUAGCGGUCAAUUUUAUGCUUUUCGUGAACAUCAUCAGAAUCCUCAUACAGAAGCUAAAUCCUCGGCUGAUCCAGUUCAACAACUCCUCUCAGUACAGGCGCCUGGCCAAGUCCACCCUCCUCCUCAUCCCGCUGUUUGGGACCCACUACAUGUUCUCCAGUUUUCUGCCUGACUACUUGAACGACCUGCGCUUCUAUAUCGAGCUCUGCCUGGGAUCCUUUCAGGGGCUUCUUGUUGCAGUCCUCUAUUGUUUUCUCAAUCAAGAGGUGCAGAAAGAGGUUCACAUGCAGUGGCUGAGGUGGCAAGAGAGGAGCUACGGGGUGGUGUCGCCCGCUGCAAAGGGGAGCCAGAUGGACACACCCUUCUGAUAUCUUCCUGCCGUCAUAUGAGAAAUAUUCAUGCAGGACUGUUUCUGUCAACGAUGCGUCUAUAUAUCUGAGCUGUACCGCACGCACGCUGAUGCUUCACUGAACACUGUAGGUUCAUCUAAAACUGUGUGACAGACUGUUGUUCUGACGGCCCUUCUUCAACCAGAGCAGAGGGAAUCUGAACGCAUUUAAGAUUUCAACACACGUUCAUAUUUCAUACAACAACACCGCGGACAGUUCCUGCAUACAUUUCCCAAACUGCACAUUAAUCACGUGAAAAGAGCAGCGUUCUGCCUGGGAGACAUCACUCACUGAAUUAAUGACUCAUUAUAAUUUCACCAAGCUUAAAGAUCAGACCGACAAUUAUAGAGCCGUCGUUGAGGAAGUAAAAUGUUACAAGGGUGUUCAUUUGAAUCAAAAACAACAAUGUUCCCUCAUUUGCAUUUUAACGUAAAGACAGUGUAAAUAAUCAAAUUACAUUUGAAUUGAUCCCUAAAGCUGUGGCAAGUAAAAGUCAGAGGCUGUUUUUGAUACUUGCUACUUGGGAAGGUGGAAAGUGGAAUUGGAAAGGGUUGCAUG